UGCUUUCCAAGCUUUGAUUAUGAAGAGUUCACUUUAUUUUGCACUAGCUGGGUAUUUGUUGCUCGCUUUUGCAACCAGAGUCCGUCCAGACUCAUUUGUGGAUGACGAGAACACGAAGUGGUCGGAAUGGAAACAGUUUCAUGGGAAAUCAUAUGCUGAUCUGUAUGAGGAGAAUUUCCGCCAUGCAAUAUGGCGUUACAAUCUCAAGAAAAUUGAAAGUUACAACUUGGACAAUCUAAACUUCACCGUUGGUCGACUCAAUUAUUGGUCUGAUCUCACGCCGAUAGAGUUUCGGUUUUUAAUGCUUCAGAGAAGCACACGUCUGGAUGACAGAGGAAGUAGAAAUAGCAUUGACAUCGCUACACUGCCACCCGAGGUUGACUGGCGCAAGAAGGGCUGUGUUACACCUGUGAUUAAUCAGGGAGAGUUGUCUAGAAGCUGGGCUAUAAGUGCAGUGGAGUCAUUGCAAGGACAACACUGUAUCGCUACAAAGCAACUGAAGUCGUUGGACAUCAAGAAGCUAGCCAGGUGUUGCCGUUCAUGUUUCUCUGUUGAUGAUGGUUUUCGCUAUAUGAUCGCUCAUAACCGCGUCGACGAAGAUGUGAACACAGAAACAUCGAGAAAUGACAAUUGCAAUUUCUCAAAAGCAGCGUACGGAGCCAGCAUGACAGGCUUUAUUGAUUUAGCUCUUGGAUCAGAAUUUGCGUUGCAACAAACAGUGGCAUUGGUUGGUCCAGUGUCAGUUACAAUUGACGCGAGCCAUCCCAGUUUCCAGAUGUAUGUCAGCGGUGUUUAUGACGAGCCUUUGUGUAGUUCAACCAGACUUGACCAUUCGGUGUUGGUAGUAGGGUAUGGUACUUUAGAUGGUCAAGACUACUGGCUGGUCAAGAAUAGCUGGGGAGUAAACUGGGGUAUGAAAGGGUAUAUAAUGAUGACGAGGAAUAAAGAUAAUCAAUGCGGGAUAGCAUCACUAGCCUCUUAUCCUACUGGUGUGACCGGAGAACUGAAAUUCUAGUGGCACAUCAAUGAAACACUAACUAAAAGUAAACUCGAUUACAAUGGAAAAACAUAUCGUAAUUAAACGAUUAUUAUUACGUUCAACUUUUGAAUAAA
This is a messenger RNA of Dendronephthya gigantea, 1113 nucleotides long. RefSeq names its product cathepsin L1-like. The record is from RefSeq and is a predicted model, not a curated record. Gene Ontology annotation, cellular component: lysosome. Lineage: Eukaryota; Metazoa; Cnidaria; Anthozoa; Malacalcyonacea; Nephtheidae. The transcript has 4 exons. Bases 20 to 1015 code for a protein of 331 amino acids. Gene Ontology annotation, molecular function: cysteine-type endopeptidase activity.